Molecule: messenger RNA, 1566 nt
Organism: Nelumbo nucifera (sacred lotus)
Lineage: Eukaryota; Viridiplantae; Streptophyta; Magnoliopsida; Proteales; Nelumbonaceae
Product: ceramide synthase LOH2-like
Biological process (GO): ceramide biosynthetic process
Cellular component (GO): membrane; endoplasmic reticulum
Molecular function (GO): sphingosine N-acyltransferase activity
Source: RefSeq, a predicted model, not a curated record
AAAUAAAUAAAUAGAGGAGCAAGUUCUCAACCUCUCCCCUUUUCAUCGAAGUUUCGGACUUCGGAGUCAUUUUCUUUUCGUUGCAUUUCGCUGCAUUUCGCUGCUUUUUUCUUUUUUUCUCUCCUUCCAACCGGCAACAGCCCCCACCCUUGAUCAUCCCCCGUCCCUUCGCUCCCUUUCCUUCCCACUCAAAUGCCGCUUAGGGUGAACAAGAUCUCGUGCAAUGCUCGUAGCUUCGAAUGGAAGAUCGGAACAUACAUCCUUGUAGGAUAUAAUUAUUGAGCUCGGACGCGAUUGAUCCACCAGUUGAUGCUUCUCUCCCAAUUCUGGCGCCAUUUCUCCAAUGGACUCGAUCUGGAGUCACAAUGGCGUGCCUGACGCUUGGCACUUCUUCAUUGCUAUCUACUUUGCCUUUGGUUUUGUUGCAGCUAGGUUCUUCUUGGACACCUUCAUCUAUCGCAGGCUGGCUAUUUGGUUGUUAAAUGAUGGUGUUUCUCCAGUAAAGAUUAAUGAAGCUAAGCGGGCAAAGAUUGUAAAGUGUUCAGAGUCUAUGUGGAAGCUAACAUACUAUGCUACUGUCCAAGCAUGUGUUCUUAUGAUUAUCUACCAUGAACCCUGGUUCAGGGACACAAAAGAAUAUUUCAGAGGCUGGCCAAAUCAAGAGCUUAAAUUCCCCUUGAAGCUUUUAUACAUGUGCCAAUGCGGGUUCUACCUCUACAGCAUUGCAGCCCUUCUUACAUGGGAGACUCGAAGAAAGGAUUUCAGUAUAAUGAUGUCUCAUCAUAUAAUUACUGUUAUCCUGAUUGGGUACUCAUAUCUUACAAGGUUUUUCCGUAUUGGAUCAAUCAUUCUUGCCUUGCAUGAUGCAAGUGACGUGUUUCUGGAAGCUGCUAAAGUAUUCAAAUAUUCUGAAAAGGAGCUUGCAGCUAGCUUGUGCUUUGGAUUCUUUGCCAUCUCAUGGCUCAUACUACGGCUAAUAUUUUUUCCAUUUUGGGUGAUCAGGACUUCAAGCUAUGAUGUACGUGAAUUCUUGGAUCUCUCAGAGGGUUACCAAAAGUCAUUGUACUAUGUUUUCAAUACAAUGCUAUUGGUGUUAUUCAUCUUCCACAUAUACUGGUGGAUUCUCAUAUGCUCAAUGAUCUUGAGACAACUGAAAAAUAGAGGAAAAGUAGGAGAAGAUAUCCGAUCAGAUUCAGAGGAUGAAAAAUAAGUGAAAGAGCUUUUGAUCAAAUUGUUCUGCUGGUGUAGAUGUUAGUCUUCAACAGAUAAUUUCAUCUGGUUCAUGGUCCAAAUAUGUUUUCAAUUGGUUUUCACCGGUGAAAUUAAUUGGGACCAUCAAGUAUUUUUUGGCUUGAUCACCUUUGUGUAUAUUAGGUUUUUCUUUGUAUAAUUCUCUCUCUGGACAGUUAAUGUUUUGAGAUGAUUCUUUGCAUGAAAAAUGUAAGUGCUGUAACAAUCUCUCUUUUCAACUUCUACUUCCUACUAGUCUUUUUUAAUGGGAAGGACAAUACAUUCCAAUGAUACUGGGCUGUAUUAAGAAUAGAGGAUGUAUUUGUUUUCUGAUCA